UUCAAUCAGAAUUAAAAUGGCAACCAUGACCAGCGAAAUGCAACCCGGCAUGUUUUCGUCAGAUUUGUCUUGUCCAGACUGGCUAAAUGCUGAGCACGAAACUGGCACGACUAUUAUGGCUGUACAGUUUGAUGGGGGAGUAGUGAUUGGUGCUGACUCUAGAACUACAACAGGAGCUUACAUUGCCAACCGAGUGACAGACAAACUGACCAAAGUGACAGACAAGAUCUACUGUUGUAGGUCAGGGUCUGCUGCCGAUACCCAGGCAAUAGCAGACAUUGUUACAUACCACCUCAACUUUCACAAAAUGGAGCAUGGUGAGGAGCCACCAGUGAAAGUGGCAGCCAAUGUAUUCCGGGAUCUGUGCUACAGCUACAGAGACAGUCUGAGUGCUGGUAUCAUCGUCGGAGGAUGGGACAAACAGGAGGGUGGACAGGUGUUCACAGUGCCUCUAGGUGGAAUGCUGACCAGAAUGCCGUUUGCUACUGGUGGUUCUGGUAGCACCUACAUCUAUGGCUAUGUAGAUUCCAACUUCAAGGAAGGCAUGUCCAAAGAGGAAUGCUUAAAAUUUGUAUCAAAUGGUCUGGCCUUGGCGAUGAGUCGAGAUGGGUCCAGUGGAGGUGUGAUCAGGAUGGCUUGUAUCAACAAGGAUGGAGUGGAACGUUUCGUCAUGACAGGAAAUGAAAUACCAAAGUUUUACGAAGCUUAUUGACCAUAUGUCUUAUCAUCUACUGUUCUUUUGUCAGAAUUCAUCCAUUACACGUGAAAAACUGUAGACCAUGUGAUACUAAAUAUACCAUCAAAACGAAAUCAGGAGUGAUUGUCCAUUUCUAUGAUAGUGGUCUACUUUGCUCUAUAAUCAGUGAGGACAGAACUGUUUAUAUAGACAGACUACAUAGAUAUAAUUUAUUGACCACUACAAUAAUAGUGCUGAAUAACGGGAGUCUCCCGUUGAAAUGUACAUCCCUCUGUAUAUCCGAGGGAUUGUGCCUGUGAGAUAUAAAUGCUUCUGAAUCGGUCCUUUUUGAAUGUAUGACAUCAAAUUUUAUGUCCGUGUGCAAGUUAUUUCAUGAGAUAAUAAAACAUGUUAAACUUA
Pecten maximus is the source of this 1096-nucleotide messenger RNA. RefSeq names its product proteasome subunit beta type-6-like. The coding region runs from base 17 to 712 and encodes 231 amino acids. The transcript is spliced from 6 exons. The record is from RefSeq and is a predicted model, not a curated record. Lineage: Eukaryota; Metazoa; Mollusca; Bivalvia; Pectinida; Pectinidae. Gene Ontology annotation, molecular function: threonine-type endopeptidase activity. Gene Ontology annotation, cellular component: proteasome core complex.